Pichia kudriavzevii is the source of this 1104-nucleotide messenger RNA. RefSeq lists its product as uncharacterized. Gene Ontology annotation, cellular component: cytosol; peroxisomal matrix. The record is from RefSeq and is a predicted model, not a curated record. Bases 1 to 1104 code for a protein of 367 amino acids. Gene Ontology annotation, biological process: protein import into peroxisome matrix. The transcript has a single exon. Gene Ontology annotation, molecular function: protein binding. Lineage: Eukaryota; Fungi; Ascomycota; Pichiomycetes; Pichiales; Pichiaceae.
AUGUUUGGGUUUAGAACAACGGGAUAUAACGGUUAUGCAUGUAAGUAUUCACCGUUUUACGAUAACAAAUUGGCUGUUGCCACUGCUGCUAAUUACGGAUUAGUGGGCAAUGGGAGGCUAUAUAUUCUAUCCAUCACUAAUGACGGAAGGAUAAUACAGGAUGCACAAUUUGACACACAAGAUGGUCUCUUUGAUGUCUCUUGGUCUGAGCUACAUGAAAACCAAGUCUUGACGUGUUCUGGAGACGGGUCGAUAAGUUUGUUUGAUAUAACUCUCCAAAAUUUCCCCAUAAGAAGAUUCGAGGAACAUCAAAGGGAAGUCUUUUCGGUCAAUUGGAAUAUGGUAGAUAAAUCAAUGUUUUGUUCGUCAUCUUGGGAUAGUACAAUCAAGGUAUGGUCGCCUCUUAGGGAACAGUCUCUAACGACAUUAUCUUCUGAGAAGGACAUGACCGUCAAAGCCGACGCUUUAAUGGACAACAAAGCACCGCUUUCGACAAAGCCAAUUAAGGAAAACACAAUGAAUGAUUGCGUAUAUCAAGCAACCUUUUCCCCUCAUGAUCCCUCCUUGAUUGUGUCUGUGAACUCUGCGUCACGUUGUCAGGUCUGGGACAUGAGGUCCUCAAGCCCUCUAGCACUAAAUUUCAUCUCACAUGCUGGAAUGGAAGCACUAUCAUGUGAUUUCAACAAAUAUAGACCAUCAGUGAUAGCCACCUCAUCUGUCGAUAAAUCUAUUAAAAUAUGGGAUAUAAGGAUGAUACCAGAUCUACAGCCCGCUUUCCUAGCGCAAAAAUCAAGGGUUGGGCCAUCUCCAAUCAAUAAACUAAUUGGUCAUGACUUUGCCGUACGAAAAGUCCAGUGGUCUCCUCAUGCAUCAGACACGUUGAUGUCAAGUAGUUAUGACAUGACAUGUAAAAUUUGGAGAGACCAAACUGACGAAAGUGCUAGAUUCAUGAGCAAUAUGCGCAUGAAACAUGGGGAAGCAUUGAUCAACAACUUUGAUAUGCACAGAGAAUUCGUGCUUGGUUGUGAUUGGUCUCUUUGGGGUAGGGGCUUUGUGGCAAGUACUGGUUGGGAUGAGAUGGUUUAUGUUUGGAAAGCAACUUAG